This is a messenger RNA of Malus domestica (apple), 993 nucleotides long. NCBI's taxonomy places the organism in Eukaryota, Viridiplantae, Streptophyta, Magnoliopsida, Rosales, Rosaceae. The record is from RefSeq and is a predicted model, not a curated record.
AUGUGGGUUGACAACAACAGCCAGGGGGUUGUUCGAAGUCUAGUGGAAGAGCAUUUUGUCACUCUGUUUACUUUUUCAGGGCAGAGGGAUUGGGGUCAGUUGUUGGAUUGCAUUCAAAACUCGAUAAGUGGGGAGAUGAAUGAGGCUUUAACGAGUUUGAUUAUGGGGGAGGAAAUUAAAACCGCUACUUUCCAAAUGGGAGGAAUGAAGGCCCCUGAACCUGAUGGCUUCCAAGGAUUGUUCUACCACUCAUUUUGUGAAUCAUUAAUCGCAAAGGUCAAUGGUGUGGUUUGUGACAUCAUGAAUGGGAAAUUGUCCAAGGCGCUGGCUAACCAUCUUAACUCCAUCCUUUCGAACAUUAUUUCUCCCAUGCAAAAUGCCUUUCUGGUAGGGAGGCAAAUACAGGAUAAUAUUGGAAUUGCUCAUGAGAUGUUCCACUUCCUGAAGCUCUGGAAAACAAAACAAAAAUUUGAGAUGGGAAUUAAGCUUGAUAUGCAUAAGGCUUAUGAUAGAGUGGAGUGGGACUUUCUGGAUGCGCUGGGAAAGAAGUUUGUCCCGUCAAGGGGUAUUCGUCAGGGUGACCCGUUAUCCUCGUAUCUUUUCCUCCUCAUAAGUGAGGUGAAUUUGCAAAAAUCUAGUGCUUUAUUUGGUGUUAACAUCUCGGGAGGUCUCUCUACGGAACUCAGUCAAGUUCUUGGUAUGUCCACAGUGGAUGACCCGGGGACUUACUUGGUCAUUCUAUCAAUCUGGGGGCGCUUGAAGAAGCAGGGCCUUGCUUAUGUUAAAGCAACGAGGGGAGAAAUGAAUCCAUUGGGUUUCCCGGGAGCUUAUGGGGCUGUUGAAACAUGCGGGGGAGGGGUAUGGGUUUUCAUAAUUUUUGUGAUUUUAAUGAUGCCCUUCUUGCUAAACAAUGCUGGAGGCUAUUGCAAGAUCCAAACUCGUUAUAGGCUCAAGUUUUUAAAGCUCGGUACUUCCCUAAUUGUUCUUUUCUGA